AUGGGGUGCGGACAGAGCAAAAUCAACCUCUACCCGCGGCGCAACAAGAAUGGCGGCAAGGGGAGUAGCGCAAAGAAGUCGGGCGCAGCGGAUAAAGAGACGGACGAAGAAGAGGGCAGCGCGGGGGGAGCAGCGACUCCCGACGAGACGGGGGAUGAGCUGGAGCGCAGCAAACAUAUCUUGCCCCUUUCGGCGCAUCCACAAACGAUUGAGGUGUCUGCCAGUCAACAAGAUUUCUUCAAAAUGUUGGACGAGAAAAUCGAGAAGGGCAAGGACUACGACUCUUCCAGCGAAACCGAAGUGCGCUUAGAGCAGGAGCGGCGGCGUAUGUUGAUAGAGAAGUGGCGUUCCGCGUCCCAAUCGACGCAGACCUCGCAAACGCACAGCAGCCCCCCUACGCCUGCACGCAGACGUGUUCCAAGGCCGAUGCCUCAGCCACCCGAACGCCAGAACAGCCCUGGAGCGGUCAGAAGAUGCUACAGACAACAGCACGUGCCCGAGGGAAUGUCACCGCCGCCGAGAAGAGCCCACAGCGCCCAGUCCCACCAUCCGCCGGAGCCCCGACCGGUCAACGGCGACAACUGGCACGACCCGUCCAGAUCACCGGUCAAAAGGCCGCAGAGCGCCGGCGCCAACUGGAAGGGCAACCCAAAGGUUGCACCCUACAAUCAGAAAACCAAAAAGACUGAAACGAACGAACACCAAAGAGCUAGCCAAAAGGAAACCGAAUGUUGUAGUGAUAUCAGCCCAGAUACUUCGCAAAUAACUUACAACCCAACAUUCCAGAGCCACAGCCCCGCGCACUCCGCCAAAGGACAGCAACCGUACAUCGCGCAAAUAAUAAGCUACCCCAAAUCGCAGCAAGUGACUCCUCCCUCGCCGCCAAAGUAUAUUGCGCCGCCGGAGGAAUACCAAGACCCACAAAACAAUACUGUUGACAAUAAAUACAAUAACGUGCCAAAGACAGUGCCGACGACGCAGCCGGGCAACCAGUCCAACAUAUACUACAUCCACGGCAACACGACGAGCGGUUUCUCGCAGGACUUGGCGCAACAGAGGCAGCAGACGGCGAUACAUUUGCAGCAGUACGUCGCUAUGAAGCAGGCGCAGCAACAGAUGUACACGUACUUCCAGCGGGGGCCCCACACCAUCUUCCCGAACGUCGAUUACUCGCAGACGCCGCGCGUUUACGAAGGCGAGGAGUUUGCGGGGCAGUACGGGCACCCGGCCAUGAGGCCGCACAGCGCGCCGACCCCCGUGGGCGUGGUCAGGCCGAUGCAGGUGCCACCCAACUUCAAACCAAUGCCGGACGGCACGCACAUGGUGCAAAUGCCCAUGUGGACGCACAUGCCGCCGGUGGUGGCCAACAUGAGCCCCUGGAUCCCGGGGCAGGUCCCGCCCGAAAUGCAGUACUACCCGCAGUCGCAGUUCUUCCCGAUGUACCGGCCCCACUCGGCGGGCUCGGCGGGGACGCUCACUAGAUACCACAAGAGGGAGGCGGGCGAUGCCGACGCUAAGAAUGUCUGCCAGAGUAUCAACCUCGUGAGGCAGAAGCAGAUCGGCCAGAUAGUGUCUAUACCGGGCCAGGAGCUGACUGUAUGCAAUAAUAGCCCUAGCCGCGAG
Molecule: messenger RNA, 1623 nt
Organism: Iphiclides podalirius (scarce swallowtail)
Lineage: Eukaryota; Metazoa; Arthropoda; Insecta; Lepidoptera; Papilionidae
Source: the annotation of a GenBank genome assembly